Messenger RNA from Corapipo altera (White-ruffed manakin), 2226 nucleotides. RefSeq names its product AMP deaminase 2-like. Gene Ontology annotation, molecular function: AMP deaminase activity. The transcript has 4 exons. Gene Ontology annotation, biological process: IMP salvage; AMP metabolic process. Gene Ontology annotation, cellular component: cytosol. NCBI's taxonomy places the organism in Eukaryota, Metazoa, Chordata, Aves, Passeriformes, Pipridae. The record is from RefSeq and is a predicted model, not a curated record. Bases 186 to 722 code for a protein of 178 amino acids.
CCAUUCCCCCCGCUGUUUUGGGGGUCCCUCCAUUCCCCCCGCUGUUUUGGGGUCCCUGCAUUCCUCCUGCUGUUUUGGGGUGCUGCUGACGCUCCCCCUGUCUCAGGAAGAGGGGCUUCCACACGUUCGUGCUGCGGCCGCACUGCGGCGAGGCCGGGCCCGUCCACCACCUGGUGUCGGGGUUCAUGGUGUCCGAGAACAUCUCCCACGGGCUCCUGCUGCGCAAGGCCCCCGUGCUGCAGUACCUGUACUACCUGGCCCAGAUCGGCAUCGCCAUGUCCCCCCUGAGCAACAACAGCCUGUUCCUGAGCUACCACCGCAACCCCCUGCCCGAGUACCUGUCCCGGGGCCUCAUGGUGUCCCUGUCCACCGACGACCCCCUGCAGUUCCACUUCACCAAGGAGCCCCUGAUGGAGGAGUACAGCAUCGCCACCCAGGUGUGGAAGCUCAGCUCCUGUGACAUGUGUGAGCUGGCCCGGAACAGCGUCCUCAUGAGCGGCUUCUCCCACAAGGUGAAGAGUUACUGGCUGGGCCCCAACUACCAGCGGGAGGGGCCGGAGGGGAACGACAUCCGCCGGACAAACGUGCCCGACAUCCGCGUGGGAUAUCGCUUCGAGACGCUGUGCCAGGAGCUCACCCUGCUCACCCAGGCGCUGCAGGGGGCCGAGCUGGAGCCCAUCCAGGAGGAGGGGGGCAUCACCAUCGCCCUGGGCACGCACUGAGACCCCCCAGAGACCCCUAGGACCCCGCGGGACCGCCCGACACCCCCAAUAGCCCCCAGGGCUCUGCCACCGUCCCCUGACCCAUGGGCACUGCAGGGGGCAGAGCUGGAGCCCACCCAGGGGGAGGGGGGCAUCACCACCACCCUGGACACAUGCUGAGACCCCCAGAGACCCCCCAGGGUCCCCCGACAUCCCCGAUGCCCCCAGGGCUCUGCCAGUGUCCCCCCACCCACAGGUGCUGAGCUGGAGCCCACCCAGGGGAGGGGGCAUCACCAUCACCCUGGGUACCCCCAGAGACCCCCAUGAACCCCCCCACGAGACCACCAAUCCCCCCAGGGCUCUGGUGCCAUCCCCCCCACCUGCUCCCGCCACUGUCCCAGUGCCGCCGAGGGGGACACGGUUUGUUGGGUCCUCAUCAUUUCUGUCUGGUUUGGGGCAUUUUUUGGGGUCUUGUUUUGUCAGUUUUGGGGUCUUUUUUGGGUCUUUUUCUGUUUUUUUUAACUGGUGUUUCUUUGCUUGGUUGGGCCCUGCCAGGUUUGGUGGCACCAGGUUUGGUGGCACCAGGAGGUGACAUGGGGGCAGAGUUUGUUGGAUCCUCUCCAUUCUGACUCGUUUUGGUCAUUUUGGAGGGCUUUUUUUGGUCUUUUUUUUUUUUGUCUUUUCCUGCCUUUUACAACCAGUGUCCUCUCCCUGGGUUUGGUGGCACCAGGAGGUGACACAGGGACAGAGUUUGUUGGGUCUUCUCCAUUUCAUCUGGUUUUGGUCAUUUUUGGGGUCUUUUUUUGGUCGUACUCUGGUUUUUAACAGGUGUUUCCUCACUGGGUUGGGUUGGGCCCUGCCAGGUUUGGUGGCACCAGGGGACACAGUUUGUUGGGUCCUCUUUGUUUCGUCUCAUUUUGGCCUUUUUUUGAUCCUUCUUUGGCCUUUUCCUGCCUUUUUUAACCGGUGUCUCCUCGCUGGGUUGGGCCUUGGUGGCACCAGCAGGUGACACAGGGGGGUCCUGCCUUCACCCCCCAUGGUGGGGACACUGUGACAGGUCAGGGGGCCCUGCUGGGGGUGUGGGAGCAGCGUGGGGGUCCCAGCCCACCCCCCCCAGCUCCUGAUGCUCCUUGAGCCCCCCACCCCCUCUCCGUCCACUCUCCCCCCCAGGGGACGUGGGGACAAGCCCAGGGGGCUCCUUGGGGACCCCAACACGGGAUCUCUGCCCCUUCCCACGGGGGGACACGUCGGGGGGGACACGGGGGGUGGUGUUGGGGGGGGAUCCCUCCUCACCCUCCCGGGGCUGAAGGCAAAGGGGACACGGUGACCUGUCCCCGGGCCCCCUUUUCCCAGGAUUUGUGGCCCGGAUGAGGCUUCUCCCGUCCCUGGGGGGGGCAUCACCCCCCAUCCCUGCGACCCCCCCACAGCCGCAGCAGCUCUCGGGAAAACCUGAAAACCGACCAAAAACGGUUCAACCCAAACAAAACCCGUUCAGCCCAACCCCCACCCCCGCCCAGCAUGGAAA